CAGGCUCUCAAACACGCCAAGAAGAAAAAAAUGGCGGCUGUUGAAUCGUUAUCUUUGGCAAAUCAUCUAGGAGAAAAUCAGCAAAACGGCGAGGUGAUGGAUUUGGGUGAAGAGAAACCAGCAGAACCCGCCUCGGUAGAGAUCAAUAGCAACACAGAAGGAGGACAGAGAAAGAGGAGGAAACGGGGAUUUGAUGUUGGCCCAGUUGAUGUUAGAGCCUGCAUGUGUGCCUGUCCGCACAUGCGCUUGCUCAGUACAUGGCAGAAGGAGAGAUAUGGAGAUGGAGGAACAGACCCCGGAUGAUGGAACCAAGGGGACGCUACUCAUCGGACCAGCCGCCGGGGGUAUACAGCCGCGUGCCACAGAAAGCAAAAGAGCUCUUCCUUCCUUGACAAUUAUUCAAGAAGAGCUGCUCAAACGAGCCAAGCGAUACGCCAUGGAGCAGUCUGUACAACAGGUUCUAGCAAAGCAACAGGCCCUCCAAGCUCAACAAAUGAAUGCCUUGCAGACAGCAGCACAAAAACAGAGAGCACUGGCUCUUAUGUGCAGAGUGUACGUUGGAAGUAUAAAUUUUGAACUGAGAGAAGAGCAUAUCAGAACAGCCUUCCAUCCAUUUGGUCCAAUUAAUAAGAUUGAUCUUUCUUGGGACCCUCUCAAUAUGAAACACAAGGGUUUUGCUUUUGUGGAAUAUGACCUUCCUGAGGCUGCCCAACUUGCUUUGGAGCAGAUGAAUGGUGUUCUGCUUGGAGGAAGAAAUAUCAAGGUUGGUCGGCCGAGCAAUGUGCCUCAAGCGGCUCCACUUAUAGAGCAGUUUGAGCAAGAAGCCAAGAAAUAUGCUAGGAUUUACAUUGCCUCUGUUCACCCAGACUUGCUAGAGGAUGACAUCAAAAGUGUUUUUGAAGCAUUUGGCAAAGUGGUUCACUGCUCGCUAUCAAAGGAACCCAUGACAGGAAAGCACAAGGGAUAUGGCUUUAUUGAAUACGAGAACCAGCAGUCUGCAAAUGAUGCCAUAGCUUCCAUGAAUCUGUUCGACUUGGGUGGACAGUUCUUGCGGGUUGGUAGAGCUAUCACCCCACCCACUUCCUCUGCAAUGGCAGCCAUCAACACCACACCACCAGGAACUCUCCCUGCUGCGGCAGCUAUAGCAGCAGCUGCAGUGUCUGCCAAGAUUCAGGCAGAGGAGAGAGGCAUUCCUCCAGAACUUGCACCAAUUACGAUCCCUGCAGUUACCACAGUCAUAACAUCAAUGUUGCCUGGAUCCGCUGGCUUGGUAGCUUUCCCUACUGUUGCUGUCACCUCCCUAGCGGCCGGGGUUAUGCCCCAGCCUCUCAUAACAGGCAGUCCAGGCUUAAUACCAGUAGCUCCUGCUACACCAAUUGUCACUCCCAUCGCUACCCCAGUCGUCACCACAGCAGCUCUACCAGUAACAACCACAGCUGCCAUGAUACAACAACAGCAACUUCAGCAACAGCAACUUCAGCAACAACAGCUUCUACAGCAACAAGAACUGCUACAGCAGCAACAACAACAGCAACAAGAACAACAAAGCCAGCGACAGGCCUCUGAAAUUGCUCAGCAGCAAGCUGAGAUUAAGGCAAAGAUCGACGAAGAAACUCAACGCAAAAUGGCUGAGGGAGGUAGCAUCAGUCAUGAGGAAAAUAUGUCUAUUUCCGGAAGCAAUGCCAGAUAUAUGGUGAUGCAAAAGCUAUCUCGAAAAAGCGAGUCCAAGGUGAUGGUGUUGCGUAAUAUGGUGGGCGUGGGAGACCUGGAUGAAGACCUUGAGCAUGAGGUUACUGAUGAGUGCAGCAAGUUUGGUACAGUCAGUCGAGUGGUCAUCUACAAGGAGAAGCAGGGGGAGGAGGAAGAUGCGGAGGUCAUAGUCAAGAUCUUUGUCGAGUUCACUUCACCUGAUGAAACCGACAAAGCCACAAGUAACUUAGAUGGUCGAUGGUUUGGCGGGCGAGCAGUCAAGGCCGAGGCUUACAAUGAAGACAAGUUCCUGUCUGCAGACUUAUCAGGCUAGCAUUUACCUAGUCAAAUCUGCUGAAUCACUUGAAGAAACCGGAUCUAUUUGAAACAUAGCCACGACAUUGUGCAUCAGAGGGCCAGAUAGACAUGCGUUAGCAGUUGUGAACACAAACACGACGAGUGCAUCAUGGGUUCACACAAAUGACAGUAGGCUCGAUUUCCAUCCGAAAAUUGAUGUAAACCUCAGCUUAAGUCGAGCCUAAUAUUGCAGUCUAUUUUAACUAUUAGACAUGUCAGUACAAACCAUUCUUGUUCAAUCUUUUAGCAUGUACAGUGCUUUUCUAAUGCAAGGAGGGUAUUUCGAGCAGAGUCUAGUUACUUCAUUAGUUAUAAUGUAAAAUUUGUCAAUGCGAAUAAAAGGGUACCCGAUG
This is a messenger RNA of Nematostella vectensis (starlet sea anemone), 2399 nucleotides long. Its product is annotated as poly(U)-binding-splicing factor PUF60. Gene Ontology annotation, cellular component: catalytic step 2 spliceosome; precatalytic spliceosome. The record is from RefSeq and is a predicted model, not a curated record. Gene Ontology annotation, biological process: regulation of alternative mRNA splicing, via spliceosome; mRNA splice site recognition; alternative mRNA splicing, via spliceosome. Bases 194 to 2023 code for a protein of 609 amino acids. Lineage: Eukaryota; Metazoa; Cnidaria; Anthozoa; Actiniaria; Edwardsiidae. The transcript has 13 exons. Gene Ontology annotation, molecular function: RNA binding.